AUGUCCUCCACCCCCAAGAACAUCCUAGUCAUCGGCGCCGGGGAACUAGGCACGCAAGUCCUCCGCUCGCUCGCCGCGCACCCCAACCGCGGCGCCACGCAACUCACCGUCCUCCUCCGCCCCUCGCGCAUCGCUUCCCCCAACGACGAACUCACCACCACCCUGCACACUCUCAACAUCGACUCUCUCCCCAGCGACAUCGCCACAGACCCAGAGUCUCACCUGACGCAGCUCUUCCGCAAUUACGACACCAUCAUCAGCUGCACGGGUUUCGCCGCCGGACCCGGCGUGCAGCUCAAGCUCGCGCGCGCCGUCCUCGCCGCGCAGGUCCCGCGCUACAUCCCCUGGCAGUUCGGGGUAGACUACGACGUGAUCGGCCGGGGAUCAGCGCAGGAGCUGUUUGACGAGCAGCUGGACGUGCGGGUGUUGCUCCGCUCGCAGACUGCGACGCAAUGGGUGAUCGUGUCGACGGGUAUGUUCACCAGCUUCCUCUUUGAUGCGGGGUUCGGGGUGGUGGAUGCCCGUGCGGGGGCUGUGCGGGCGCUGGGGAGCUGGGAGAAUCGGGUGACGGUCACGGCCGUGGAGGAUAUUGGGAGGAUUACGGCGGAGGUGGUGCUCGGGGGGUCUUGGGGAGGGGUGGUUGGGAAUCAGGUACUGAAGGUGGCGGGGGAUACCUUGAGUUACGGGGAGUUAGCGGGGCUGGUGGAGAGGGUUACUGGCAGGGAAUUCAAGCGGGAGGUGAGGACAGUGGAGGCUGCGCGAGCGGAUUUGAAGAAGGAGCCUGGCAAUGGGUUGUUCAAGUACCAGGUUGUGUUUGGGGAGGGGAGGGGCGUCGCGUGGGAUUUGCAGGAGACGUGGAAUUAUCAGGUGGGGUUGCGGGCGUUGACGGCGGAGGAGUGGGCGAGGAAGUAUUGGGUAGAGUAG
Messenger RNA from Aspergillus aculeatinus CBS 121060, 924 nucleotides. Its product is annotated as aromatic alcohol reductase. Gene Ontology annotation, molecular function: oxidoreductase activity. Bases 1 to 924 code for a protein of 307 amino acids. NCBI's taxonomy places the organism in Eukaryota, Fungi, Ascomycota, Eurotiomycetes, Eurotiales, Aspergillaceae. The transcript has a single exon. The record is from RefSeq and is a predicted model, not a curated record.